Daphnia magna is the source of this 2104-nucleotide messenger RNA. RefSeq names its product maternal B9.10 protein. Bases 337 to 1122 code for a protein of 261 amino acids. Gene Ontology annotation, biological process: negative regulation of cell population proliferation; negative regulation of mitotic cell cycle. Lineage: Eukaryota; Metazoa; Arthropoda; Branchiopoda; Diplostraca; Daphniidae. Gene Ontology annotation, cellular component: nucleus; cytoplasm. The record is from RefSeq and is a predicted model, not a curated record. The transcript is spliced from 3 exons.
CAUCCUUUUCGGACGGGCUGUGAAACGUUUGUCUACUUGUCGUUGUGUGAGUUGAGCAACGUGGAUAUCUGUAGUAGUGAGUAGAAACGAGUCGCAGCUUUGUCAUAGAAUUUCGUCAUUUGAUUUUUUUUCUGGGCCCUCCUCAACGGUGCGUAACCAAGGCCUCGUACUGAAACGAAAGAAUCUCAUUUGAAAUAUUACCCAGUUGAAAUAUCUUUAGUCAAAGCUUUAGUCAAUCUUGAGACACUGUCCUCAUCGCACUACCGUUUCCCGUUUCUUUUCGAGUUUCGUUCAACUAACCCGUUUGUCGACACAUCAAAGAAAUACCAGCACAACAUGAAAGAAGAAAUUGAAGCUGCGGCGCUUUUCCUAACGCAACUGGUGUCCCAAUCCAGCCAGCUAGUCAACAUUUCUGAAGACCGACUACAGACUUUCAAGAGGCACCUGGUUAGGCUGUUUGAGGAGAGGUUCCAUGACCACUGGUUUCCUGAAAGGCCUCAGCGUGGCCAGGGCUUUCGUUGUAUCAGGUUAAAUGGAAGCAGUCGCCCUGAUCCCCUCAUUCAGAAAGCUGCCUUCGAGACUGGGCUUGAUUACUGUGAUCUAAAGUUGCCUGUGGAAUUCACCAUGUGGGUAGACCCAAGAGAGGUCUCUUGCAGAUUUGGCGAGCAUGAAGGAUCCUACUGCACCGUGGCGUCGUUCGGAAAGGAAACGGGCGCCAAGGCUAUUGCCGACAGCGCGUUAAGGCCGCUGCAAGUCGUGACCGAUAGUGACAGGAGUUUGGCUGUACCCCAACAACAUAGUCCCAGACGAAACACUAGCCAUCGAAGCAGAGUAUCUCCGUCGCCGUUGAGUCCACCGCGUGUUGUCCAACAGCAGCAGCAACAACAACAGUACCGACUCAACUGUUUUUAUCCCAACUACGAACCAUCGCACAAGGGCUGGUAUCCCGUGACUGCAACCUCUUCCUAUAGUUCUCUCUCACCUCCGCCACCACCCAUGGCUCUCAGUUAUCACGCACCAAAAUCUCGUUAUGUUCAACAGCAACAUCCAUGGGGACUAGCUUACGUCCCAACCGUCCGUUACCUGAAUAAUUGGCCUAUGGGACAAAUGGUCAAGGUUUGAGGUAGAAAGAAUUUACAGAAAAAGAAAGGCUCAUCGUUCAAAAAAGGACAACAUACAAAAAGAAAGUUCCAAUCCCCUGUCAACCCUUGCCUUUGAUCUGUCAUUCCUUUUUUUUUCUUUUCAAACUAUUACCUCCUACAGUAUUUCAAUUUGGUUUGUGAUAAGUUCCUCUUUUUCCUCAGCUCCCGGUUCUCAUUUUUUUUUCGAUUUUAAAGGGGGUGUGUUUUUUCCGUCCUACAAGUUUGUCUUCUCACUCCCUUUGUUUGUUUUCGUUCUUUUUUUUUUUUCUUUCCUGGCCAUCUAUUUAGCGUGCCCCCCUUCGACGAGUCACUGGCGAUUACACCUCAGCGUGCAAUCCGUUUUGCCUUUGUCUGACUCGACAUACGAAAAAGCACACUAGCACCUUUUUCUUCAUCCCCAUCUAUGUGAUUCAUGUUUGCUACUCUACGAAGUGCACCCCACCUUUCGUGACUUGAUCUAGAUAACAGAAAACGAUCAAUUUUUCUCGGACCAUUUAGCAAUUUGAGGACCCUACCCCUUUACUACUAUUUCUCUUCGCCGAAGAGGAAAAAAAGAACAACAUCAAAGAAAAUGUUCCUUGUUGGUGUAUGUGUAAAAACUAAGAAUCCGUCCCAGCUACAGUACUCUCAAACUAUAUAUGUAUAAUCGAACUCACUUUCCGUUUCCCAUGAUUUUUGCGUCCUCUUUUUCAUAUUAAUUUUUUUUUUUUUUUGUCUGUGCGCGUUUUUUUGUUGUAUCUACGUCGAAGUUGCUCCGGUUGAUUUUGGUCAAACAUGUUUCAUUCCUCGUCCUUAAAAAAAAAGAAACCAACCAAAUAAGAGAAUGUAUUUAGUCGAUUAUAUUAUAUAGUAUCGAAUCCCGAUUAUUUCCCAAUUUUUUUCUCCUUUGAAUGGCUGGGAUUUUUUCAUUCCUUUAUCCCCAAUUCUUAAACACAAUACAACUUACUUUGUUUCCGCAAAAA